This is a messenger RNA of Cynocephalus volans (Philippine flying lemur), 558 nucleotides long. It is a transcript of the gene DRC12, whose product is annotated as dynein regulatory complex subunit 12 homolog. The record is from RefSeq and is a predicted model, not a curated record. Lineage: Eukaryota; Metazoa; Chordata; Mammalia; Dermoptera; Cynocephalidae.
AUGCCACUUAAGACCCAAGAAAUAGGGAGGAAAGCUGGAGCACAGAAGAAGAAAAAGAAUUGGGGUAAUGAUGUGGAGGUCGAAUCCAAGGACAGACUGGUGGUGCUGGAGAAGUUGCUGCUCCAAGACCUUUUGGAACUGAAACAGAGGUUUCAACAAUUGGCGAGAGAAGGGGCCCAAAGUGAAGGGAAAGCCAUAUAUGCAGAGAUGAGCCGCCAGUGCCAGACCCAGAGGAAGGAGAUGGAGACCUGCAGCAAGCAUCUGGAGGAAGAAGUGAGGGGCCUUCGGGAGCAGUUAGAGAUGUGCUAAAAGGAGGCCGAGGCUACAUGGGAAGAGGCUGAGCACGACCUCGGAGAGCAGGACUGGACCCUGGCCCAGCUUCAGGUCCACGUGGCAGACAUGGAGGCCAAGUACGAGGAAAUCUUGCAUGACAGCCUGGACCAGCUCUUGGCCAAGCUGAGAGCUAUCAAGCCUCAGUGGGAAGGGGCUGUGCUGAGACUCCACGCCAGGCACAAGGAGCAGCUGCACCAGUUGAGACUCAACCCCCUGGAUCUUUGA